Hibiscus syriacus is the source of this 2255-nucleotide messenger RNA. Its product is annotated as scarecrow-like protein 21. Gene Ontology annotation, cellular component: nucleus. NCBI's taxonomy places the organism in Eukaryota, Viridiplantae, Streptophyta, Magnoliopsida, Malvales, Malvaceae. Gene Ontology annotation, biological process: regulation of DNA-templated transcription. The record is from RefSeq and is a predicted model, not a curated record. Gene Ontology annotation, molecular function: DNA-binding transcription factor activity; sequence-specific DNA binding.
CAUUGCUGUCUCAUUUCCAAUCGUCUUUUUAUCUCAAAACUGGAACGUCUGUUUUUCUUUGUUUUUUUUAUUUAUUUUUAAAGUUGAAUUUCCACCAGAGCUGAAGAUUCCUUACAACAAGGUGACCCCAUUGCUUUGACGUUGCAAGUGAAUUUAUUCUCGAAUUGAAUUUAAGAUCAUAUUGAGAUAGAUGGAAAGAAUCUUGAUAGGGGUGAAGGAUAAUGGUAAUGUUGAUUUGUCUCUCAUCUGUUUGCAGCCAGCGUGUAGCAUGUAGAGAGAAUCCAUGGUUUUUAAAGUUAUUGCUAUUACGAUCACGAUGAAAAUGCUGAAUGCUGGAGUCAGACUGGAAUUUUCAUUUUAGUUCGAAACAAUCCCGCCCCGCUCGAAUCCAUUGAUCGCUCCAACCCUCACAAGGGGACAGAAACUGUUCCAAGUAAACUGUCCAUCCAUGCAAACAUUCCAGCAACACAGAAGCUCAGUCAUGGCAAGCAGAUUGUACCGAAAUAUAAAGCAAGAAGUCAAACCUGUUCCCUAUUGCUUUCCUCAACUCCCACCUAUUGAUCAAUCUUUCUGCUAUAGUGACAGCAGCCACGGAUCCCACUUUUCUGUUAAGAAUUCCCACGAACAUUAUUGCACUUUGGAGUCAUCUUCUGCAAUCAUCAGUUAUCCUGCGUACGACUCUUCAUUAAUUGUCGGUUUCUCACCAAAUGGAAGCCCAAUGUCACAGCAAGAUUCUCAGUCAUACCGAUCCGAUUUACAUUACUCUCCUGAUAAUACCAAUGGCUCUCCUAUUAGUUGUUCCUGCAUAACUGAUGAUGUAAGCGACUUGAGGGAUAAGCUGAGAGAGCUGGAGACUGCGAUGUUGGGGCCUGAUUCUGAUGUUAUUGACAGCACAACCUCACCAGAGAUGGCCAGCUGGAGACUUGUAAUGGAUGCAAUCUCCAGAGGGGACUUAAAGCAAGUCCUUGUCUCUUGUGCAAAAGCAAUGUCGGAUAAUGAUCUCUUGGUGGCACAGUGGUUAAUGGAUGAACUACGUCGAAUGGUGUCGGUUUCUGGUGAGCCAAUUCAGAGGUUGGGAGCAUACAUGUUGGAAGGGCUUGUGGCACGACUAACCUCCUCAGGGAGCUCAAUCUAUAAGGCUUUGCGAUGCAAAGAACCAGAGAGUGCUGAUCUACUAUCUUACAUGCACAUUCUUUACGAGGUUUGCCCUUACUUAAAGUUCGGCUACAUGUCUGCAAAUGGAGCCAUUGCAGAGGCCAUGAAAGAUGAAGAUAGAGUUCAUAUUAUCGAUUUCCAAAUAGCUCAGGGGAGUCAAUGGAUCACUCUCAUCCAAGCAUUUGCGGCUAGGCCUGGUGGACCACCCCACAUCCGUAUAACUGGUAUUGAUGAUUCCACAUCUGCACAUGCACGCGGAGGAGGCCUAAACAUCUUGGGGAAGAGGCUGUCCAAGCUUGCGAAGUACUUUAAUGUGCCAUUUGAAUUCCAUGCUGCUGCCAUGUCUGGUUGUGAGGUUCAGCGGGAACACCUUCAAGUUCAACCAGGAGAGGCUCUAGCCGUAAAUUUUGCUUUCAUGCUUCACCACAUGCCCGAUGAGAGCGUCAGCACUGAGAAUCACCGUGACCGACUCUUGAGGCUGGUUAAGAGCCUGUCUCCAAAGGUUGUAACCCUAGUUGAGCAGGAAUCAAACACAAAUACUGCUCCAUUCUUCCCAAGGUUCCUGGAGACAUUGAACUAUUACACAGCCAUGUUUGAAUCAAUUGAUGUAACUCUCGCCCGGGAACACAAAGAGCGGAUCAAUGUUGAACAGCAAUGCCUGGCGAGGGAUGUUGUUAACAUAAUAGCUUGUGAGGGAGGCGAGAGAGUGGAACGGCAUGAACUCAUGGGAAAAUGGAGGUCAAGGUUCAGAAUGGCAGGGUUCACUCCUUAUCCUUUAAGCUCAUUAGUUAAUGCCACCAUAACACUUCUUGAGAACUACUCUUAUAGAUAUAGGCUUGAAGAGAGAGAGGGGGCUCUGUACCUUGGUUGGAUGAACAGGGAUUUGGUUGCUUCCUGUGCAUGGAAGUGAUUUACAUUUUUGUCUUCUUUGCACUCUUUAAUGUUGUCCUCACACACUUGAGAACAAGGGACUUCAAUUAGUGUUAAUUUUAGGAGCCUGGGACACUUUGGUACGAAGUCCUAUAGCUCAUAAAUGGGGUUUUCUUUUACCAUGUACUUCCUUGCAAAAUCAUAAGUUAGCCACCACCUUUGCAAUCAUC